UUUCUCCGUUACUAAUUCGCCUUCUUCCUUCCCCCAAUGUAUGUAAUUGCCGAUCUCGGUUUACUACAAUUGCUCAUUCGCUGUACCGGACCGGACCGGACCGGUUCAGGCUUAUUAGUACUACUACUGUAUGUUUUAAUUAGUAGAGAGAACAGAGAAGUAACUAGAGAUCGAAAUCGAAGAGAGAGAGAGUUGAUGGAGGCAGAUAUAGUGGUGUCUUCGCGUCUGAGCUUCAAGAAGAUGCAAUCCUCAGAAAAGUACCCGAAAGGCCAAUCUACGCGAAGGUGGAAACACCUCAAGCAGAUUCUUCAAGCUGACAAUUGUCCUCCCGACCUUCCCAAUUAUGUUAACAUUGAGUCGCCUCCAUCCACUCAACCCUGCAAGCGAAUUUGCGAUGUUACUGGAUUUGAGGCACCGUAUGCUGACCCAAGAACAAAUCUCCGUUAUGCUAAUGCCCAUGUUUUCAAGACUCUCCGGUCUCUUUCUCCCGACCAAGUCCACCAGUAUCUCUCCAUCCGCAAUGCUGCUGUUGUUCUCAAGUAGCACCAUUAUCCUCCUCUUUAUGUAGUUGUGAUCUUUUUAUAUGAAAUACUAUUAUAUAACUCAAAGACUAGUUUUGAUUUCCCUUUUGUUUGAGUACUAUUAAUUAAAACAGACCACACACAUUGGGUUUGGGUACAUCUUCUUGUA
Camelina sativa (false flax) is the source of this 690-nucleotide messenger RNA. Its product is annotated as protein EIN6 ENHANCER. Gene Ontology annotation, biological process: chromatin remodeling. Gene Ontology annotation, cellular component: Ino80 complex. NCBI's taxonomy places the organism in Eukaryota, Viridiplantae, Streptophyta, Magnoliopsida, Brassicales, Brassicaceae. The record is from RefSeq and is a predicted model, not a curated record.